GAUUCGACUCAUAAGAACAUCCUCCUCCAACUUUCUCAGAUAAGCAACAAUGGUGAAAGGUCCUGGUCUCUACACCGAAAUCGGCAAAAAAGCCAGAGAUCUUCUGUACAAGGACCACAACAGUGACCAGAAAUUCAGUAUCACCACUUUUUCUCCUGCCGGUGUUGCCAUCACCUCAACCGGAACUAAGAAAGGUGACUUAUUGUUGGGAGAUGUAGCUUUCCAAUCGAGGCAAAAGAACAUUACUACUGAUUUGAAAGUUUGCACUGACUCUACUGUUCUGAUCACUGCUACGGUUGAUGAGGCUGCACCCGGACUGAAGUCAAUCUUCAGCUUCAAGGUUCCUGACCAAAAUUCUGGCAAGAUUGAACUUCAAUACUUGCAUGACUAUGCCGGUAUCAGCACGAGCAUGGGAUUGACUCAGAACCCAACUGUCAACUUCUCCGGUGUGAUUGGCACCAAUGUCUUGGCUGUUGGUACUGAUGUUUCAUUCGACACCAAGUCUGGAAAUUUCACCAAGAUCAAUGCUGGUUUAAGCUUCACCAAGGAUGACUUAAUUGCCUCCCUUACUGUGAAUGAGAAGGGCGAUCUAUUGAAUGCAUCUUACUAUCAGAUUGUGAACCCUCUGUUCAACACUGCGGUUGGAGCUGAAGUGAGCCACAAGUUCUCUAGCAAGGACAACACCAUAACUGUUGGAACACAGCACUCGCUUGACCCCUUGACCUCUGUGAAGGCUCGUGUCAAUAGUGCGGGUAUUGCAAGUGCGCUCAUUCAACACGAGUGGAAGCCCAAGUCGUUCUUCACAAUCUCUGGAGAAGUCGACACAAAGUCCAUUGACAAGAGUGCUAAAGUUGGAUUGGCUCUCGCACUGAAGCCUUGAAACUGAGAUGAAAGAAGAAGUUGCCAUAGCUUUUUAACUAGUUUCUUUCUACGUACUCUGUUUUUCUCUGCUUGGUUCAUGGUUUUAAGGGGGGUACUAGUACUGAUCUUUCCCAUUUCUUUGUCGGAUUUGUAGAAGAAUAAAAAGGUUGAAAACGGAUCAUCUUGAGAUGGUGAUGAAACUCUAAGAUCCAAUUCUAGCUUCCCUUUUUUUAUUUGCCAUGUCAUAACAAAAAUUGAAUAUUCAG
This is a messenger RNA of Arabidopsis arenosa, 1127 nucleotides long. Lineage: Eukaryota; Viridiplantae; Streptophyta; Magnoliopsida; Brassicales; Brassicaceae. The record is from the annotation of a GenBank genome assembly.